This is a messenger RNA of Tupaia belangeri chinensis (Chinese tree shrew), 917 nucleotides long. RefSeq names its product calcitonin. Gene Ontology annotation, biological process: adenylate cyclase-activating G protein-coupled receptor signaling pathway; regulation of cytosolic calcium ion concentration. Gene Ontology annotation, molecular function: calcitonin receptor binding; hormone activity. Gene Ontology annotation, cellular component: extracellular region. Lineage: Eukaryota; Metazoa; Chordata; Mammalia; Scandentia; Tupaiidae. The record is from RefSeq and is a predicted model, not a curated record. The transcript has 5 exons. Bases 189 to 605 code for a protein of 138 amino acids.
GUGGGAGAGAGGGAAGUGAGGACCAGAGAUGAGGCGACUAAUUGACAAUCUCAAUUACAAAAUGACACCUGAGAACAUCAAAGUUCUUAAAAAGGAAGAAGCUUGCUCACGCAGGACUGGCUGGAUGUAAUGGGGUAUUAGCAACCCUGAGAGCACCCCAAAAAUGGUGAUGGACUCAGAGAGGCAUCAUGGGCUUCCGGAAUUUCUCCCCGUUCCUGGCUCUCAGCGUCUUGGUCCUGUGCCAGACAGACAGAUUCCAGGCAGUGCCCUUCAGGUCUGCCUUGGAGAGCAGCCCAGACCUCUCCACACUCAGUGAGGAGGAAGCGCGCCUCCUGCUGGCUGCCCUGGUGCGGGAUUACAUGCAGAUGAAGGCCAGUGAGCUGGAGCUGGAGCAGGAGCAGGAGCCAGAGGGCUCCAGCCUGGACAGCCCCCGACCUAAGCGCUGCGGUAAUCUGAGUACCUGCAUGCUGGGCACAUACUCGCAAGACCUGAACAACUUUCACACAUCUUCUGGCAUUGACUUUGGGCCUGAAACGCCGGGCAAGAAAAGGGACAUAGCCAGCAACUUGCAGAGGGACCAUUACCCCCACUUUGGGAUGCCCUAGGAUGCUAACUGAGCUCCUCCCUUUCAUCCCAAUGUCCUUUCUCGCUCCCCUUUGUAAACCUGAUGCACAGAAAUUCCUCGCUGAUUGCUUUUCAAGCUGGUAUUGAUGGCUUGCUUAGGACUGAGAAUAUUGGCAGCUAGAUGGAAGGGGAGAAAGCAGAACACAGGCCAAGUUAGAGGUGAGAUUGAAGGAAGCUUCUUGAGGUCCCAAAGGACUUCACGUCAGAACUGUCCAACUGCUGCUUCUCAAUGUACUCGAAUAAGCACAUCCUCACACACUUCAUCAUUCCUGAAUAAAUCUGUUUUCUAAAAG